Zymoseptoria tritici IPO323 is the source of this 733-nucleotide messenger RNA. RefSeq lists its product as uncharacterized. The record is from RefSeq and is a predicted model, not a curated record. Bases 20 to 721 code for a protein of 233 amino acids. The transcript has a single exon. NCBI's taxonomy places the organism in Eukaryota, Fungi, Ascomycota, Dothideomycetes, Mycosphaerellales, Mycosphaerellaceae.
UACUCUUCGACAACUACACAUGAAUCGCUUGUCGAGUCUCCGUCGUCGUCCAUUCUCCGCCUCAACCAGACUGCUUCACCCCACCACCAGAGCCUCCCAUUCAUCUCGGACCAUCUCAACCACCACCCUCCAACACCGCAAAGGACCACCCUCAACCACUCACCCCUCCACCCCUCCUCCCUCCCGCAAAAUGUCCACCUCCACCCCUUCCUUCCCCCCGUCCGAACUCACCUCCAUCCUAACCGAAAUAACCACCCUCCUAAAAUCCCGCUCCGAAACCCUCUCCAUCGCCGAAACCGCCGCAGGAGGCCUCAUCUCCUCCUCCCUCCUCUCCCAACCCGGCGCCUCGAAAAUCUACGCCGGCGGCCUAACCCUCUACACGCUCCCUUCCCGCGUCGCCUACGCCGGCUGGACGCCCGAGACCAUCGCCGCCUACAAAGGUCCCACCACCGACAUCGUGGCCGGACUCGCGAAGGCCGUGAGGAGGGAUUUGAAGAGCACGUAUACCCUCGCGGAGAGUGGGACUGCGGGACCGACGGGUGGGAGUACGAGGAAUCGGACGCCGGGGUAUGUGGCGCUUGCGGUGGAUUGUGAGAGGGGAACUUUUGUGAGGGAGGUGGAGACGGGGUUGGGUGGGGAUCGGGUUGCGAAUAUGGUGAGGUUUGCAGAGGAGGGGUUGAGGUUGUUGAAGGAUGUUAUUAGUGGGGAGGCGAAGCUUUGAGGGGAGUGGUGU